Priapulus caudatus is the source of this 1575-nucleotide messenger RNA. RefSeq names its product cubilin-like. The transcript is spliced from 9 exons. The coding region runs from base 1 to 1575 and encodes 524 amino acids. NCBI's taxonomy places the organism in Eukaryota, Metazoa, Priapulida, Priapulimorpha, Priapulimorphida, Priapulidae. The record is from RefSeq and is a predicted model, not a curated record.
AUGAUAACGGUAGUUGAAGAUUCUGGAUUAGCAGUUGCGCCGGUAGAUGGCACCACGGUGGAGACAACCGGCGCGUCGCCUGCUGCCACGACGACCGAGAAGAACCGAUCCCGCUUCCGCGAGCUUCCGGGAUACAACCCGAACGGUUUCGGCUUCGGCGGGAUAAGCCGGAAGAUUCCGUCGACGACGCGCACGACCCGCAAGCCGCGUGUGACCUUCGCGACGACGGCGCCAUCUGUCAGGGUCACGGCGAGGUCACCGAGCACGGUGGCACCGCGCUACCAGACGCACACCGACCGCAGCAUCAUCAUGAAGCAGACGACGGACGCGUCUCCGUCGCCGCGGCAACCCGUCACCGCGACAACGCCGUCCACGCCGCCGCCGCCUCCGACCGCGCCCACUACGGUGCUGCCGCCUAGCAGCGCGAUAUGCGGCGGCGGCAUCGAGAGCGACCGUGGCGACAUCGUCAGUCCGGACUACCCGAUAGGAUACAAGCGCGGACUCGUCUGCUAUUGGAACAUCACUGUGAGCCAGCAGGCGCCCCGCAUCAAACUAGAGUUCCUCAAACUCAACCUCGGACUCGAAGACUUUGUCGAGUUGAAGUCGUACACGGGGCAGGUGCUGCGACAUUAUACGGGUCGCGAGAAGACGAAGUUGUUUGUGACGACGACGCGACAGAUCGCCGUGCUGUUCGUCUCCAAGAACGACGGACUCGGCAAGGGCUUCGUGCUGAACUACCUGGCGACGUAUGCAGGUCCGACACGUAUAACGAACAGCGCCCCCUAUAGUCCGGUGAUGUUCCUGACAGAGUCGAUGGGGAAUCUGACGUCACCAAACUUCCCCGCGCCCUACUACAACCUAGAGGACAUGCGCUGGGUGCUCAUCGCUCCGCCUGGUCACGUGAUCGCCAUCACUCUCAUCGGCGAGGAUUUCUACCUGGAGAAGGAUUACGAUUACCUGCUGGUCGGCGACGGCAACCUGCUCGAAAACCCCAUCAUGAACAUCACAGGAAAGCUAAACUCGUCGUUGGCUUACGUGUUCAGCGAUAAAACGAGUAAAAUGUGGAUUCAGUUCAAAUCUGACGAGACAAACGCCAAGAAAGGAUUCCGUCUCUAUUACAGCGUCAUGCCCGUUGGUUUGGCGGCGAUUAGGAAGGAGCUGGCUGCAAUGGGAAUCACUCCGGCAAACAAACCGCGAGAGGUUUACGUUAAACCUGACUACAGCAAGAAGGAGGAUGACGAUGAAGACUACGACGACGACAUGACGACAGACGAGCCGACGACGACCACGCCCGAGCCAAUCAACGGCUUCGUUGUCGUCAUGAUUGACGGCAUCAGCAAGGAUCUGUUCAACACCAACCAAAACGAGUUCAAGCGCGCCCUGGCGGCGGCUGCGGCGCUCUACUGCGACGAGUUUGACUGUUUGGCGGCGAUUAGGAAGGAGCUGGCUGCACUGGGAAUCACUCCGGCAAACAAACCACGAGAGGUUUACGUUAAACCUGACUACAGCAAGAAGGAGGAUGUAAACUAUCCAGAUCCAGAUCCAGUGAGAAGCGUGAGGGUAACUUGUGGCUAG